Messenger RNA from Bipolaris maydis ATCC 48331, 1935 nucleotides. RefSeq names its product fungal-specific transcription factor domain-containing protein. The record is from RefSeq and is a predicted model, not a curated record. Gene Ontology annotation, cellular component: nucleus. Gene Ontology annotation, biological process: DNA-templated transcription. Gene Ontology annotation, molecular function: DNA-binding transcription factor activity, RNA polymerase II-specific; zinc ion binding; DNA binding. NCBI's taxonomy places the organism in Eukaryota, Fungi, Ascomycota, Dothideomycetes, Pleosporales, Pleosporaceae.
AUGAGCAAGUCGCAGCGAGCAUGUGAUAGUUGCAGGGCGCGCAAAAGCGCAUGCCGCAUCGACUCUGCGCCUCCAUGCCGGCUAUGUCAUCUCUCGGGGCGCGACUGCACAUUUGAGGCCGCAUCCAAGAAUACACGCGCGUCUGCAGCAACUGCAACACAUGUAUCCCUAAACAGCUCUACGCAGGAACCAGCUGGCCCAGUAGUUCCAAGCCAGCAAAGCUACGUUUUGAAUUCGGACGGUGCCUUCUUCGACCAACAAGGCUACCUUUUGCUAGGCGAAUCACCAGAUCCAUCAGCCAACCUUUGGGUUGACCAAACCAUGAUGGACAUGAACAUACAGAACUUCCAACACAUUAAUCCUCCGCCAAACGAUGUGUCCAUGGACUAUCCUGGACUCCCUUCACCGUCGGCACAGGGACUCGAGACGACAAGCAUAGUCUGUGGCCUAACAGGGGACAUGGAUCCAUACCUUAUGCAAAGAUAUAAUUUUGGCCCGGAUAAUAACUUUGUCUUCAAACGACUGGCCGUUCGUUCAGUGAGGCAAGAUACCCACCCAGUUCAAUUCCUAGUCUCAAACAUCACAGAUGUGGCGGAGGAAUGUGACCAGCACAACCAGUCUCUUCGCAAACAGCUAGAGAAGCUUGUGAGUCCUGAUGUGGGUGUCAGGUUAAUCUCUUUAUUCUUUCGAUUCGUGUACCCUCAUUUUCCAAUCCUUGCCCCAGCGCAGUCAGUAGAGCCUGAGCGAUCAAAUCCUUCUACUCUUGCCGCAAUAUAUCUAGUUGCACUACCAUUUGCCGGCUUCGACGACUUUCUCUCCGUCCAGAUAGCAUACGAUCUUCCUGAUGCAGGAAAACUAUGGGACCUUCCCUUGAAUGUGUUGCAUCAGGAGUUGCAUAAGCCAGAUUUUUCCACCCUACAAACGUUGGUUCUGCUGUUAAUUUCGCCUCCACAUAAGCCGCUCAUGCCUGAUUAUGCGACAAAGUGGUCGCUUGUUGGCACAAUGGUCACCGUUUCACAGACAAUGGGUUUGCACCUCAACCCCACACUUUGGAGCGUAUCAACCGCCGAGAUAGAUUUGAGGAAGCGGUUGUCGUGGACUGUCAAGAUGAUUGAUGUCUGGCAUGCUGCUGUCUUGGGUCGGAGUUGCCUCAUACAUGAUGACGAUUGGCUAGUUCCACCACCAUCUCUGGACGAUUUUUCGGAAGAAGAAAGAAAAACGCCAUUUCCUGCGCACUUCAUCCAUAUGUAUGAGCUCACAAUGGUUCUACAUACCACUCUGAAAACACUUUUCACUCUCAAAGCGGUCCAAACUCUUGUAGGAGACUAUGAAGACACAUUAAGGAAGGCGCAAGGCCUAAUGGAGAAACUCAAUCGCUGGAAUAGCGCUGUUGCCGACAGCCAGUCUGAGUCGCAAGACGAGGACAUCAAUUUGUCAGGUCCAUUGCUUCUCGGAGGCCAUUUUGUCAAAGUACUUCUCUUUCGAGCUAUACUCAGACCUUUCAAUACUUUGAGGUACAGAACAGUGCCCGCCAGUUCUACUGACGAGCAUCGAGAGCUUGAAGCGUGCCGACUAGCACGAGCUGGGGCGAAAGGUUGCAUCGCUAGCUUCGUGGCAUUCACGUCCAAUUUAAAGAGCAGCUGGAUUCACGGAUUUUGGCCUUUCUGGUGCACGCUGGGCUGGUCAACAUUGUGCAAUCUUGCACUUCUGCUUCACGUGACAGCAGAUAGUUCCGAAGAAGCACAAGAAUGCCGGUCCCUUCUUGACCAAGCCAGAAGAGCUAUCCGAUUACAAUCGAAAUCACUGGAUUUCCUAAGAUUCUCGUUACUGCGCAUCGAUUCAAUCUUCUGGAAAGGUCUAGACAAUGUUUUCAUAAGAAACGACAUGGCAGAAAAUAUGAGUUUUGGACAGGAACAAUUUGAAGUUCGGUCAUAG